Myxocyprinus asiaticus (Chinese sucker) is the source of this 9702-nucleotide messenger RNA. RefSeq names its product SH3 and multiple ankyrin repeat domains protein 3-like. Gene Ontology annotation, cellular component: postsynaptic membrane; dendritic spine; postsynaptic density. Bases 50 to 5746 code for a protein of 1898 amino acids. Lineage: Eukaryota; Metazoa; Chordata; Actinopteri; Cypriniformes; Catostomidae. The transcript is spliced from 22 exons. The record is from RefSeq and is a predicted model, not a curated record. Gene Ontology annotation, molecular function: synaptic receptor adaptor activity; ionotropic glutamate receptor binding.
GUGUGUGUGAGAGAGGCACUAUGCAGUCAGACCUCCACACACACAGAGCAUGCCUGUGAGUGCGGGCUUGGGCAAACAUGAGCCUUCUCAGCCCAGAGAUCAUCCACAGAAGCAGCCCGCCGAACUCCCGCCUGAGCCCCCCUCCACCCUCCCCCUCUCUCUCCCUCUCUCGCUGCCUCUCGCUCUCCCUCUCCUCAUCUACUCUCGCCCUGCGCAGCCUCGUCCCCGCCACCUCUCCAGCACCAGCCGGGGGGACAGCUCCCGCUCUCCACACGCUGACGUUUGCCGAACGCCGGCCGGCCCCAUGGAGGAACCCCAGGGCAACACACUGGUCGUCCGCAUAGGCAUCCCUGACCUACAGCAAACGAAAUGUAUGAAGUUUAACAUCGAGUCACCCAUCUGGUUGUCUAAACAACGGAUCCUCUGCACACUCAACCAGAGCCUGAAAGACGUGCUGAAUUAUGGACUGUUCCAGCCUGCGUACAAUGGCAAGGCCGGAAAGUUCCUCGAUGAGCAGCGCACACUUAAAGAAUACCCGCUACCUGCCAUCUCACCUGUACCAUACCUGGAGUUUCGCUAUAAGAGGCGAGUGUACACGGAGACUCACCUGGAUGAAAAGCAGCUGUCGAAACUUCACACAAAGGCUAACUUGAAGAAGUUUAUGGAAUAUGUGCAGCAAAGAAAUGUUGAGAAGUUAUCAAAGUUUCUGGAGAAAGGACUCGACCCAAACUUCCACGACCCAGAGACUGGAGAAUGCCCGUUGACCAUGGCGGCGCAGCUCGAAGGUUGUGCCGAGCUCAUCAAAGUUCUGAAGAAUGGAGGAGCUCAUCUGGACUUCAGGACCAGAGAUGGCAUCACUGCUCUUCACAAAUCAGUCCGCACCAAGAACCACACGGCACUUAUUACGCUGCUGGACCUGGGCGCCUCUCCGGACUACAAGGACAGUCGUGGUCUGACUCCUCUGUAUCACAGCUCUAUGGUGGGUGGCGACCCAUACUGCUGCGAGCUGCUGUUGCAUGAUCACGCUCAGGUGGGCUGCAUGGAUGAGAACGGCUGGCAGGAGAUACACCAGGCCUGUCGUCAUGGGCACGUGCAGCAUCUGGAACACCUGCUGUUCUACGGAGCGGACAUGAGCGCUCAGAACGCUUCUGGAAACACUGCCCUGCAUGUGUGUUCUCUCUAUAAUCAGGAUAGCUGUGCGAGAGUGUUGCUGUUCAGAGGAGCGAAUAAAGAUAUCAAGAACUACAACAGCCAAACUGCCUUCCAGGUGGCUAUUAUAGCUGGAAACUUUGACCUGGCAGAAAUUAUUAAGACUCACAAAGCAUCAGAUGUUGUGCCUUUCAGGGAAACGCCUUCCUACACAAAUCGCCGGCGCGUGACUGGAGGCGAGACUCUGACGUCAUCACGCUCGCUGCCUCGCUCUGCUUCCGACAACAACCUGAACAACGUGGGCGACACUGGCCACGCCCACUCCCCCGUGCCAUCUCUGAGGAGCCUGCCCCCUCUGGCGCACUCUGGGGUUGAGGCGGCAGCCGACGGCAGCCUGCAGAGCACGGGCAGCUCCCUUUCCUCACACUCCCGCUCGCCCUCGCUCCAGCGCGUCAGCGAAGAUUCCAGCUCGCACGCUUUACGGCGACACACGCCGCUCACGCACUCCCACAGCCGCGGACGCCUCAGCCCAGGGACAGUCCAGCGGGACCCCAGCCCUCCUCCCGCGGGGCCCUCGCACACACUCUCAGGAGCCCGGGGCCCCAAACGGAAACUCUACAGCGCUGUGCCGGGACGUACCUUCAUCGUGGUCAAGCCGUACACGCCGCAAGGGGAGGGAGAGAUACAGCUGAACCGUGGAGAGAGAGUCAAAGUGUUGAGUAUAGGUGAAGGGGGCUUCUGGGAGGGCACGGUGAAAGGGAGAACUGGCUGGUUUCCUGCAGACUGUGUGGAGGAGGUACAAAUGAGACAGUUUGAUCCUCGGCUGGAGACAAGAGAGGAUCGAACCAAAAGGCUGUUCAGACACUACACUGUGGGCUCCUACGACAACUUUACCUCAUACAGUGAUUACAUCAUCGAGGAGAAGAACGCUGCACUACAGAAGAAAGAGAAUGAGGGAUUUGGCUUCGUCUUACGAGGAGCGAAAGCGGAGACGCCUAUUGAAGAGUUUACACCCACACCUGCCUUUCCCGCUCUGCAGUAUCUGGAGUCUGUGGACGUAGAGGGCGUGGCCUGGAGGGCGGGGCUAAGGACUGGAGACUUCCUUAUUGAGGUAAACGGUGUAAAUGUGGUAAAGGUGGGACACAAGCAGGUUGUGUCACUCAUACGGCAUGGAGGAAACAGCCUCCUGAUGAAGGUGGUGUCGGUCACACGCAAGCCAGAGUCUGAGGAGUCGGUCAGGAAGAAGGCUCCCCCUCCUCCGAAGAGAGCACCCAGCACCACCCUCACACUGAGGUCUAAGAGCAUGACCGCUGAGCUUGAGGAGCUGGCCUCUGCCAGGAGGAGAAGAGGAGAAAGGCUAGAUGAGAUUUUGGCCUCUCAGGAGACAGUACUGAGACCAAAGGUGGAGGCGGACUACAGAGCAGCCACGGUGAAACAACGUCCUACCAGCCGCCGGAUUACACCAGCAGAAAUUAGUACUCUAUUUGAGCGGCAGGGUCUGGCUCUUCAUGGUGCUCUUCACCCAGCGUUAGAAAAAGCCCACAUGCAGCUGCCAAAAAGCAUGGCCAGAACCAAAUCGUUUGGAGCGACUGAAGAGGAUCGACUGUCUGCCCUUGCAGCGGAGCACAGGUUUCCGCGGAGCUCCUCCAUGACGGACACACUGAGAGACAGCCAUAAUAUCCCUCCCCCUCCCCAAACUGCUCCCCCACCUCCCCCGUUGUUUUACUAUCUCGAUACGGGCCCUCCUCCUUCCUUCUGCCCGCCCCCUCCACCUGGCCGAGUUCACGACCCCAGCCGGUCCAGUUUUAAGCCAGGCUCUGAGCCCAGACUGCAUGCCUUGCCGCAGACCAUGUCUGCGGAGCUGUUUGAGCCUCCUCGUCAUGCCGCCCACAUGGAGCGGCAGAAGAAAGCUCGCUCCAUGAUUAUCCUUCAGGACUCCUCCCACCUCCCCGUGGAGCCAACGGACAUCCCGCGGCCAGGUUCAGUAUCGACUCCACCCGAAAGGAUCAAGCGGAAAGGUAGAGUCAUUGAUAACCCCUAUGCCAAUGUGGGCCAGUUCAGCGUGGGUCUGUUCACGCCACCUCCAAGCAAGCCACAGCGAAGAAAGAGCCCGCUUGUAAAGCAACUGCAGGUGGAAGAUGCUCAGGAGAGAGCCUCGCUAGCACUGGCAUCCAUCCAUGCCAGAGAACACUCUCCCUCUGGGCGUCUAGCAGCACACCACACCAGCAGGGCUGAAUUCUACCAGCAACAGCAGCAGCUGUUGAAGGCGCGCAGUCAAGCUCAGGCUGAGGGAUUGUUUCAAGGUAAAGGACCCUUUGCUGCCGCCAUUGCUGAUGCUGUGAAGGACCGCGAACGUCGUCUGGAGGAGAGGCGGAAAUCCACAGUCUUCCUAUCAGUGGGCACCAUGGAGGGCAGUUCAGCUCCACCCCCUGAGGCCCCCUCACUCACUCCAUCACGGUCUGUUGACGAACGAUUGCUCACCCGUGAGCUCGGCCAGUUGCCACCUCCUGCCUUGGCAUUGCGUCCCUCCCCUGGGGGCACCACAUUCAUUCACCCACUGACGGGCAAGCCCCUGGACCCCAACUCUCCACUGGCACUUGCGCUGGCCGCAAGGGAACGGGCAUUAACUUCCCAGAGUCAGUCCCCUUCCAGCAGCCCUGAGCCCAAAACUAAACAUGAAGCUGCUGGAGGGGUGUUCUACAAGGUGACCCAGACCAAAGAGACUGAACGCUCGGAGGGCGAGGGGGGCUUCACCUCACCCCCUUUUUCCCCUGGAACGAAAAAGAUUUAUGAAACCUCCACCCCCACCAGCAAGAUUCAGUGGGGAAGCCCCAUAUCCACCAGGAAAGAAUUGGAGACAAGGACAGAAAGGAAAGAGGACAGGAAAAUUGAGGACAAGAAGAGUAUGAUCAUCAGCAUCAUGGACACGUCUCAGCAGAAAACUGCUGGGCUUAUCAUGGUCCAUGCCACGAGUAAUGGUCAAGCCGUGGGGGCUAGCCCAGAGCAUAGUGCCCCAUCUCCUAAAGGGGCAUUGUCAGAGAGCCCAAAACCUAUGUUGGCUGAAAUAAAGCGUGCUAAGUCCCCUGGUCCUGAUGCACCUUCAAUAUCCACCCCACCUCCAACCUCAACUACAACCACCCAGCCACCUCCCUACCCUUCCUCAAAAACCCUGACUCAGGGUAGUUCUGAGGAGGACAUGGAACCCUACACAGUCACCUUACCACCUGCCAUGCUCUCUUCCAGUGAUGAGGAGACGCGAGAGGAGCUCCGCAAAAUCGGUGUGGUUCCUCCACCGGAUGAAUUUGCCAAUGGCCUUCUUGCAAAGGCACUCGAAAAGGCAGUACCUCCUGCUCCAAUGUUGACGCAGACGACCCCUUUUGUCAUGGCCCCGCCUACUCCCCCUGCCCCUCCAGCGGCAGCUGCCAAAGCAGCACAGGUCCCCGCUAGCAGCGGCCUGCAAGCAGCCUCAGGGAAGCCGUCUGAGUCCCACUUGGGCCCAGAGUCUGCUGCUGACUCUGGGGUGGAAGAGGUCGACACUCGUAGCUCUAGCGAUCACCACCUGGAGACGACGAGCACCAUCUCCACCGUCUCCAGCAUGUCCACUCUGUCCUCGGAGAGCGGCGAGCCUAUGGACACCUACACCACCCACGCAGAUGGCCAGACGUUCAUUCUUGAUAAGCCGCCAGUGCCUCCAAAGCCAAAGCUCAAGUCCCAGCUCAGCAAGGGCCCGGUGACAUUCAGGGACCCUCUACUCAAGCAGUCCUCUGAUAGUGAACUGCUCUCACAGCAGCAUGCGGCCGUUCUGGCAGCUGCUGCGGGAGCCUCAGGCCCGGCCAGACCCCGCUACCUCUUCCAGAGACGCUCGAAGUUGUGGGGGGACCCCGUGGAACCCCGUCCGCUUGCAGGGGCAGAGGAAGGCAAGCCCACUGUGAUCAGCGAGCUCAGCUCACGGCUGCAGCAGCUCAACAAGGACACUCGCUCGCUUGGUGAAGAGCCGCUUGGAGCUUCGCUCGACCCUGGAAGGAAAUCGCCCGUGGUCGGUGCAAGACUCUUCAGCAGUUUAGGGGAGCUCCAUACCAUCUCUCAGAGAGGCUACGGCACCACCUACACCAUCCGACCUGGCAGCCGCUACCCAGUGACCCGCCGAACACCCAGCCCUGGUUCCCCGGAACGUUCAGACCCUCUGGGACCCAUCCGGGGCUUCGGCCUGGCCACUUCCCCCACCACACCCCCCACCAUCCUCAAGUCGUCCAGCCUCAGUCUCCCUCACGAACCAAAGGAGGUGCGAUUCGUCAUGAGGAGCUCCAGUGCACGGAGUCGCUCUCCCUCGCCCGCCCCCUCCCUGGGCAUGCCCUCCCCCCUGCUAGCCCUACGGCCGUUCCACCAGAAACCCCUCCACCUUUGGAACAAGUACGACGUAGGCGACUGGCUGGCCAGUAUAAACCUGGCCGAGCACCGCGAGCGGUUUCAGGAACAUGAGAUUGAAGGUUCCCACCUGCCUGCUUUGACCAAGGAGGAUUUCGCCGAGCUGGGCGUGACGCGUGUUGGUCACCGCAUGAACAUUGAGCGCGCUCUUAAACAGCUGCUGGAGAGUUGACCCUUCACCUCCCUCUGUCUGUAGCUAAACACUGUUUUCUUUCAUUUUUGAGACUUUUCUUUCUUAUUUAUUUGAAGUUGUUUGCCUUUUAAAUUUUUUCAGGUGAUUCUUAAAGGGAUAGUUCACGCAAAAAUUAAAAGUCUGUCAUCAUUUACUCACCCUCAUGCCGUUCCAAACAUGACUUUCUUUUCUGGAACACAAAAGGAGAAAUUGUGAAGAAUUAAAGGAAUAUUUCGGGUUCAAUACAAGUUAAGCUCUUGUGGCAUAAUGUUGAUGGGCAAGUGAAAAUUAAUUUUUGUGGUAAUGAAUAUUAUGCCACAAAUGCUGUUGAUUGAGCUUAACUUGUGUUGAACCCGGAAUAUUCAUUUAACAAUUCCAUGUGUGUUCCAUGGAAGAAACAACGAAGUUUAGUACAACAGAAGGGUGAAUGUAUGACAGAGAUAAAAAUUUUGGGUGAACUAUCCCUUUAAAAAAAACACCCAUUUUCGGAAUCUUUUCAUUGGUGGAGUGGGCGUUGGUUCAUUGCUAUUUUUGAAGCACUCUCCUGAGCCCCUCCCACCUCACUGUCAGCAGCCAAUCACAAGGGUGUUGUGUGUUUGGGAGGGGCUGUGAAUUGCACGAUCACCAUGGCUUUAUUCACACUGGACAUAAAUCUGAUUUGUUUUUCCAAAUCUGGGCCUGUAUUCACAAAAAAUCGUAAGGCUAAAAGUAGCACCUAACAUGGAAAUUUAGGAGCAACUCCUAAAAAUGAGGGGCAUGUCACUCCUAAUUUUAGGACUCGUAAAAUUUCAUCCAAGAGUAAUUCGUGAAGCAUUUUAACACUAAAAGUAGCUCCUAAACACACAACAGCUUAGAAGUCAUCCUGAGGACUUCUAACUCCUUAAGAGUGACUCACAAACGAUCCGAAGCAUAGCUGCUGUUGUAAAUCCUCAUUAAAAACAAUAUAUUAGAAUAUUAUUAUGGCAUUGACCGUUUAAAAAGGUCGAUGUAUUUUAAUAAUAUAUUAUAAUAUUAUAAAUAUUAUAAUGUUGACAUUGACCUUUAAAAAAAGGUAUCGCCUGAAUCGUGAGGGUGUUUUCAUAAUUGUAAACUUAGUUAGAGAUGCAGUUACCUCUCCCAGAAACCGAAACAACCAAAUUACACCGGAGAUAGAUGUUUUGAGAACUCGGCGCUCCCUGGCCACAUUUUACUGUGGAUGCACGCUCGCUGCAGAGAAAAAAAGGGGGCAUUAAUGGGGAAUCACGGCAAUGGCAGGAUUUUGAUGCUGUUGACGGGAUGCAUGCUCGUGUCAUUUCAUCAACACAGGAUGAAGAGUGGGGCCUGGGUAGCUCAGCGAGUAUUGACGCUGACUAUCACCCCUGGAGUCGUGAGUUCGAAUCCAGGGCGUGCUGAGUGACUCCAGCCAGGUCUCCUAAGCAACCAAAUUGGCCCGGUUGCUAGGGAGUGUAGAGUCACAUGGGGUAACCUCCUCGUGGUCGUGAUUCGUGGUUCUCGCUCUCAGUGGAGGCGUGGUAAGUUGUGCAUGGAAUGUGGAGAGUAGCAUGAGCCUCCACAUGCUGUGAGUCUCCGUGGUGUCGUGCACAAUGAGUCACGUGAUAAGAUGCGCGGACUGACGGUCUCAGAAGCGGAGGCAACUGAUACUUGUCCUCCGCCACCCGGAUUGAGGUGAGUAACCGCGCCACCACGAGGACCUACUAAGUAGUGGGAAUUGACAAAUAGCAUUUCCCUGUCGACCAAUCACUGAGGGUGAUUUAAAAGAGGGCGUUCAUAAAAUGUGACGUCAUCCAUAGCAACGAGGUCAACUCAGCCUUACACUUAUCUUAAGAUUUCCUUAGUAAUACUUGCUCUUAGCAGUUUUGUGAAUAGGUUUUAAGCAAAAACUCCUAGCUAGGAACUCUUUGGAGAACUCCUAGUGGUAAGAUAAAAAUCUUUGUGAAUACGGGCCCUGAUCUUUAGGACGGACUUCUGCAAGUGAUGAAACCAGAUCUGUUUGUUUAGACAGUGAAAACUAGUGCUAAAUUUAAAUACAAGUACAUUGUAUUUAUUUUGUGAUUUAACAAUUAAUUUAAUGAUUUUAUAUUUUUUUAACCAUUUCUUUAUAUACUUAAUGCUUUAUUUAAAUGUAUAUUUAUUGAUUUAGUUUUGAUUGAUUUGGCCCUUCAUAUGCAUAUUGCAUAUGCAAAUUUCCUAAAAUCUGAUUUGACAAUCAGUUUUCAAGCCACCAACAAAUGUGGUUUGGAUCAGAUUUGUCAGAUUUCAUAUAGCUAUUUUUUGCUGUUAGACUACAAAAAAUGAAACAGAUUUGAGUGGUAAUUGUUGCUGCCAGUCUGAAUAAUGUCAAUGUAGGGCAUGCUACUUAAUUAUUAAGCUUCAUUAGCAUGAUAAAUGCCCACAAACCACUUAAUUCUCCUUCCAUCCAGUUUUUCUCCUUUGCUAUCUGCUUGUGUCAUUCAUCCAGAAAAAGGAGGGAUGCUGUUGAGAAAAGGAAGUUCUGUUGCCUUUCAGAGUAUUUUUUUAGGAAGUGGAUGAGCAGAGUGGGCGUGGCUGGAUCCUCUCUGUCUGCUGCCCCCUUCUGGCUGAGGGACGUACUACACUUGGAGAAUGUUUAACCAACACUAGUGGCUUUUUCAUAAUCAGACUCUUUCUUUGGGUUUCCAAAGGAAAUAUGACUAAAUAAAAUAUCUCAAUGUAUUUAAAUAGCUUUGAAAAUGGAGAGAGACUAUAACAAGAGGACGGAUCGUGUGAAAACCGCACCUGUCUCUCUCCCUAGAUGAUUUAUUCCACCAAUAAUUUACUCAUUUUUACCAAUUAUAUACAUAUAUAUAUAUUUGACAGAAAAAGUAUAUAGAUAUAUGAAUAUAACAUUUUGUCAUAAAUAUAAAACUUAUAUAUGAUAUAUACAUAAAAGACAAAAAAACACUCUUGAAAAUGAUUUUUUGAUGGUUAUCCUUUUAUGACGGACUGAAGCAUGAAAUGUUCCAUCACCAUAAGGAGUGACGGUUGUCUGGUUUGUUCGAUUUGUACUGCACCACACCCCUUUUUUUAUCUGUUUUUUUUUUUUUUUUAGUUUUCAGAACCUGGUCUUCCAUCUUUAAUUGAACGUCCCACAGUGGGGUGUACACUGUCUAAAUGCAUAAAGGGAUAGUUCACCCAAAAAUGAAAAUCCUGUCAUCUUUUACUCACCCUCAUGUUGUUCCGAACCUGAAUGUCUUUCUUCUGUCUUCUAAAGAACACAAAUUGACAUGCUGCAUGUUCGGCAUCUCAUUUGUGUUCCAAUGAAGAAAAAAAGGUCACAUGGGUUUGGAACGACAUGAGGGUGAGUAAACGACAACAGAAUUUUCAUUUUCAUUGAACUAUCCCUUUCAUUACUUUUUUGUCAUUUUCUGUUGUAAUUCUUUCAUAUGAAAACAAAAAAGUACUCCCAACUCUCAUGCACACAACCACUCCAGUUUCCUGUCAAAAUUUGACUUUGCUUAAUCAAAAGUCUGUUUAGUCUUCUUAAUCUGGUAAUAAGAAUCAAAACUCUGCAAUAAGUGUGUGUGAACAUGUGUGUGAACAUGUGAGGUGUGCAUGACAGAUCCACUGUGGGAUGAGAAACUUCUCUAAUAAUGCAGCUUAGCUCGAUGGUACCGACCGGUGUUCCAAAACUCAUAAAGAAACCCGAAUCUAUAAUUGUAAAAGAGUUUCCGAGCCACUAUAUGACUUAUAUAUUAACCUGCUGUAAGCACGGAAGCAUUUGGCCCUUUUUUUCUUAUUCAUAUGUGGAUUUUGUAGAUCGUGAACAAUUAUGCUUAGAAUAAUUUUUAUGAAUUCAUUCAGAAUUAAUUUUAGAAUGACUAUUUAAAAGAUGAAGCUGAGGGCAGAUUAUUUAAUGAAGAAAAAAAAAAAAGCCCUGCGGAGAUCCUACAGCUGUAUAUAUGGACAAAUGACUAAAUAUUUGCUUUUUAUAUCAAUCA